Molecule: messenger RNA, 1101 nt
Organism: Trichophyton benhamiae CBS 112371
Lineage: Eukaryota; Fungi; Ascomycota; Eurotiomycetes; Onygenales; Arthrodermataceae
Exons: 1
Coding region: 1-1101 (366 amino acids)
Source: RefSeq, a predicted model, not a curated record
AUGGAUAUCCUAGCAGACGAGAGCGGAGCGUUUGAGGAUCUCCAUCUAAGCGGGUCCCAAUUUAAGCUUGAUACGAUGCCGCCUCUGAUUAGCAGUCCGAAACAGCCUUAUGAGGAUGUGAACAUCAUACUCAAUAAUGGGCAGGGAUUCCCAAUGGAGAACAUACCCAAUGGCAGACACGCACCGUUUCUCGACAGACAAAAUGCGCAAAUCGCACAAGAAUUCACGCUCGCGGACGAAAACACAGCUGACUGCGUCCGGAAGCUGACCGACCUAGGCCUUGCACAGUACAAUCAACUUCGACAGCUCAAACGGAUGCGGAGCUGUACUAACAGGGAUAAACAGGGGCUACUUACGCUAUUACACAACUAUCCAAUCCAGGAGAUUAUGGAGACAGCUCGACAGCUCACAGAACUAGUUGACCAAUUCAUUCAGGUACCGGUGAUUGGGGGUGACUUGUUCAGCUCUUCCCCGGACUCAGCUGGUGAACCGGUUCCGGACUUGCGAUCGCCGUUCUUCGGUGAUCCUUUGGAAAUAACUGACUUUUCGGACUUGCUGUCACAGCCAUUCAUAGAUGUUUCAGCUACACCAAAAAGUACAGGCUCUAAUAGCAGCAACAGUCAGCUAUCGUCUUCGAUCUCGGCCGGCAGUGGCAUUCAAAUGGACACCUCGACAACACUACAUACCAUCUCAUGCUACCUACGCCUAGCCCGGCUGUUUGUCCUCUUUUUCACGGAUCUUCACGAUUUCCUUUUAUUCCCAAGCUUGGCGGAUCCAAUGCUCGACGACAAAUCGCGUUUGUUUCCUGGGCUUAAGCUUGGCUCCUUUCAGCCUUAUGUUGGGAUGGAACUAGAGAUUUCAAUUGUGGUUCAGGUUAGCGAGCACAUACUGAAUCGUUUAUGCAACUCGCUAGGAUUGCCUCAGGGACAGGACACUGGUCAGGGUCGACUAAGAUCUGAAAUGAUCACUCCAGCUAUGUUGCAGGCAGUUCAGGUGCAGGAGAGACUCGAUGCUCAAGAUGAAAAGGGGGACACGUUUACCCAGCUGCCACUGGUGAUAAACAGUGUGAAGAAGAUGAUCAAAGUGCGGCCAUUUCUAUAG